This is a messenger RNA of Mandrillus leucophaeus (drill), 1670 nucleotides long. RefSeq names its product butyrophilin-like 9 (gene BTNL9). The record is from RefSeq and is a predicted model, not a curated record. Gene Ontology annotation, molecular function: signaling receptor binding. Bases 230 to 985 code for a protein of 251 amino acids. The transcript is spliced from 4 exons. Gene Ontology annotation, cellular component: external side of plasma membrane. Gene Ontology annotation, biological process: T cell receptor signaling pathway; regulation of cytokine production. Lineage: Eukaryota; Metazoa; Chordata; Mammalia; Primates; Cercopithecidae.
AGAGAAAACAGCAUAUAUCUCUGGGAGGAAGAUGGAUAAAUAAUUCUCACACAUGUCCUGGCCUCUGGAGCUCAGCUGCCAGUCCACGUCUACGGAAUCUUAGCAUCUAGGACCAAGACACUUCCCAGCGAUCAUCACCCUUUGCAGAGGAGGUGAGAUCACCGGGACUCAUCUGCCAUUGCAGACCUUUUGCUGCUACCUGACAGGUGGCCCCCACUGCUGACGAGAGAUGGUGGAUUUCCCAGUCUCCCUGGACUCCUUGAAGCCAGCAUCUCUGACCAGAAGUCUAGUCUUCCUCAUGCACCUCCUCCUCCUUCAGCCUGGGGAGCCGAACUCAGAGGUCAAGGUGCUAGGCCCUGAGUAUACCGUCCUGGCCCUCGUCGGGGAGGAGGUGGAGUUUCCGUGCCACCUAUGGCCACAGCUGGAUGCCCAGCACAUGGAGAUCCGCUGGUUCCGGAACCACACCUCAGACGUGGUGCACCUGUACCAGGAGCAGCAGGAGCUCCCUGGCAGGCAGAUGGAGGCGUUCCGGAACAGGACCAAGUUUGUCAAGGACUACAUCGCCUACGGCAGUGUGAUCCUGCAGCUUCACAGCAUCGUCCCCUCCGACGAGGGCACAUAUGGCUGCCGCUUCCUCUCCAACAACUUCUCUGGCGAAGCUCUCUGGAAACUGGAGGUAGCAGACCGCGUGGCGCUCCCCCUGCGCGUGCCUCCGCGGCGCCUGGGCGUCUUCCUGGACUGCGAGGCGGGACAGCUGUCCUUCUUCAACGUGUCCGACGGCUCCCACAUCUUCACCUUCCACGACACCUUCUCGGGCGCGCUGUGUGCCUACUUCAGGCCCCGGGCCCACGACGGCGGCGAACGUCCGGAUCCCCUGACCAUCUGCCCGCUGCGGGUUCGAGGGACGCGCGUCCCCGAAGAGAACGACAGUGACACGUGGCUGCAGCCCUACGAGCCGACGGACCCCGCGCCGGACUGGUGGUGAGGCGCCCUCCUGCUCCCCGGAUCCCAGGCCCGCGCUUUGCUCUCCUGCUCCGUCUGAAGUGAGCAGGUGCACCAGCCAAAAUGUCAGCCAGGGGGACAAAGAGGGGGACCUUUGCCUACGUAGAUGCGUAUGUGUAAUGCGAUUUUCUUCAAGGAAAGGAGACACGUCCAAAACUCAUAUGCGGAUUGUGGGACUGAGCGAAUGAGUACAAAGACAUCCAAGUCGCUGAGAGCCGGGGUUGCCUGCGGUGGGCGGUGGGAAAGAAGCCAGCGUGGAAGAAAGACGGAGAAAGCUUUGGUGACUGCAUUAGAGGGAUCAGUUAAUUUGUAUCAUUUUAUAUUUUUUGUAUACGUUUGCUAGCUCUAAAAAAGUCGAGACGCAAUGACACUUCGUAAGCAACGAGUUCACCUAAGUAAGGCUCAGAUCCUAGUUUUAAAUAGCAUUUCCCAUUAAAAUGAAGUUGAAGAAACAGCUGCUUCUGGGGCUGGGGCAAAAAUUUCAAGGUGAGCCUGGAGCAUUGUGUGUGGUAAAGUAAAAUAAGCGCUCAAAACGUGACGGCAACAUGGCAAAAGGGUAGAGGAGCCAGGCUGAAGGGACCUCACUGACCAAUUGUGGGACAAUUUGAACAUCAGGAUGAAUAAUGACAGGAGAGAUGAUAACGCACUGAAUAAAAACAUAAUCCAUG